Molecule: messenger RNA, 3325 nt
Organism: Microplitis mediator
Lineage: Eukaryota; Metazoa; Arthropoda; Insecta; Hymenoptera; Braconidae
Product: prostatic acid phosphatase-like
Exons: 5
Coding region: 225-1532 (435 amino acids)
Biological process (GO): dephosphorylation
Molecular function (GO): phosphatase activity
Source: RefSeq, a predicted model, not a curated record
AUACAAUUAAAAUUUUUAAAUCUAAACAACAAUUAAAUUAAAUUCUUCUAUAAUUAAUAAUAAACUUAAGAAAAAGAAAUCGACUUUUUUUUUCUAUUUACAUUCAAAUAAAAUCGAUACUAAAUUUAAAUAAAAGUGAACAAAAAAAAAUGGUGAAAGUUUUCAUUGGAUAAAAAUUUGAAUCUAAAAUAUUAAAAUAAGUGUUACUAUAUACAUAAAUAAAUAUGAAAUUAAUUAUAAAUAUUAUUUUAAACUGUUGUUUUAUUGUUUCGGUAUUUUCUACUCAUGAUAAUUCAUCUGACUUGGGAACUAUUGUAUUUACAAACAUACUGUUUAGACAUGGGGACAGAACACCUGUGGAACCUUAUCCGAAUGAUCCUCAUCGUAAUGAAUCAGAAUGGCCUGUACCAUUUGGUCAAUUGACAACUACGGGAAUGCAUCAACAUUUAUUAUUAGGUCAAUGGCUAAGAUCACGGUACCGUAACCUGAUACCAGAUCACUAUUCGGUUAAUGAUAUUUACGUACGUAGUACAGAUGUUGAUCGUACGUUAAUGUCAGCGGAAUCAAAUUUAGCUGGAUUGUAUCCACCUAAAGGCAAUCAGAGAUUUGAUAACAUGAAAUGGAUGCCGAUACCAGUGCAUACGGUACCUGAGGAACUGGACAGUGUGCUAGCUGGUAAAAAAAGAUGUCCACGUUACGAUUACGAAAAAAAAUUACUUAUGGAAUCAGAGACAUUCAAAAAAAUAAACCGCCAGAAUUCAAAGCUGUAUGAUUAUUUAACAAUUCAUGCGGGAAACAAAAUUGAUUCGCUGAGAGAACUUGAGUAUCUUUACAACACAUUAUAUAUUGAGACCUUAUAUAAUAAAACGUUACCCGCCUGGACAAAAUCAGUGUAUCCAGAGAAAAUGAAACCGCUUGCAGAAUUUAGUUUUAAAAUAGCAGCCUACAAUAAAAUAAUGCAGCGACUAAAAAUAGGUUCGCUGAUAGGAGAAAUGACUGAUCACAUGGUCUCAAAAUCCCGCGGCAAAUUAUCACCUGAUAGAAAAAUAUGGAUGUAUAGCGCUCAUGAUGAUACUGUUGCUAAUUUAUUGAUGGGAUUGAAUUUAUUUUAUCCCCACUUCCCACCUUACACGGCGACAAUUCUCAUUGAAUUACGAACUAAUUCAGUUAAUGAAUUUUUCGUAACGAUUUCUUAUAAAAACACUAGCGGAGAGCCAAGUCUGCUAACCUUACCAGGUUGUACGCCAUCUUGUCCACUUGAUGACUUUGUAAGAUUAACUAAAGACGUCGUGCCGACUGAUCUUGAGAGAGAAUGUCUGAUUGGUUCAUUAGAUAAUCAAAAUAUUUUAAGCUCUAAUCAAAAUGGUUACCACAAUUUUGACAAUCGGGUUAAUAUUCCUAUGGUAGUUGGAAUAUUGAUAUCGACAAUAAUAAUGAUUACUAUAAUGAUCGCACUGAUACUAUUUUUUUAUUGGCAUUACAAGCGUAAUUACCAUCAGUAUUACUUGCGUCUUUCAACAGAACCACUUUAGAAGACUUUUAUUUUUCAAUUGCAAAAGCUCAAUAUUUAUUAUCAAUUAAUUUUUAUAGUAUGAUAUGUUUGUUUUAAUUUUAAUUUGUGCAUAAUAUUGUAAUUAUAAUACAGAAUAUUUUUCUGAAACACUGCGCUACCGGAAGGUCGACGGUUCGAUUCCGGUUCGAUGCCUAUGUAUUAAAAUUAAAUAUAUUUUUAAUAUUAUCUCCUUUAAGAUGCAUAGAAAGUUAUUAAAUUAUCUACGAUACAUCACAAAAAAUUGUUAACUAAAUUAUUGAAUUCCCUGGUAGAAAUUUUUCCGGGCGUGUCCGAUUACAAAACAAUACCUGGUCAGGGUAAUAACAUACCCUGGUUAUAUGACCCCUAGAUGCCCGGCCGGAGGAAACUACGAUAUGGCUGGCAGGUAUUAAGCCGAGUGUCCCCUGGCGGAUUUCAUAUUACGGUAAUGUAUCGUAAUGCGGCGGUAUACUUACGGCAACAGUGUCAAUAUGCCGUAAUUCUACGGUAAAUUUGCCGUAAAAAAAUCAGGUACAGCUGCACUGGGCAUUUACGAUAAACUGUAAACAUUUUGUUAGACUGUAAAUUCCGACAUCCUAAGGGUAAUUAAUAGUUGUAGUGUAUUUCAAAGUAGAUAUACCGUAAGGUUACGUUAACUUUCUCCUGGGGUUCUAAUAUUGCAGUGGUUUUUACAGUAACUUACGGUUACUUAUGAUCGCACAAAUAGUUACUGUAUUUUUACUGUAAAUUUACCGUAUUCUUACAGUCAUGCUACGGUAAUUUUUUGCUUAGUAGUCAUGCUAGUGUAGGAUUAGGUAGUCUUACAGUCAUGCUACGGCAGGAUUAAAGUAAUUUUUUGCCGUAAAUUUACCGUUUUCGUACAGUAAUGUUACGGUAGAAUUACAGUAAUUGACACUGUAAAUUUACCGUAUUAAUAGUCAUGCUACUGUAGGACUACGGUAGUUUUUGCUAUAAAUUUAUCGUAGUCUUACAGUCAUGUUACGGUAGGAUUACAGUGAAUUCUACUGUAAAGUUGCCGUAUUAAUAGUCAUGCUACUGUAGGAUUACGGUAGUUUUGGCUAUAACUUUACCAUAGUAUUACAGUCAUGUUACGGUAGGAUUACAGUAAAUUUACCGUAUCUAUACAGUCAUACUACUGUAGGAUUACGGUAGUUUUUUACUAUAAAUUUACCGUAUUCUAUCAGUCAUGCUACUGUAGUACUACGGUAAGAUUACGGACGGUUAUGGUAUAUUGUCCCAGUACCGGAACAUGCGGUAAAUUACCGUAAUAUCGGGUCCGCCAGGGUAGACACCUGAUUGGUCGGGUUUCUAAAGAAACAAAUUUCUAUAUCUCUGGAUGUGUUGACCAUUCGGACACUUGACUAUUGUAAAACUUAUCACCCAAUCGACGGGUACCUGACCAGUAAUUACUGCGUCAGUUUAAAAUAUUUGAAUAGUAUUUUAUGAUCAUCAGAAAAAAAAUGUUUUUAAAUCUUAUUCAAAGGCAUGUUACGAAAUAUUUGUAAUUAACGAAUUUAAAUAUAUUUAAAAUUAAUAUUAAAAAAGAGAAAAAACAAAUAUUUUUUUUGUUUAUUUAUUUAUUUAUCGUAAUAAAAGUAAUCAUGUAUUUUGUGAUUAUUUGAUAUAAAUAUAUAGUUAUAUACAUAUAUAUGAACUAUAAUAAUUAUUAAAAUAUAUAACAAUUGUAUAAGAUAACCUGAAAUAUAUAUCUACCUCAAUUUAUAUUUACAUUAUUGGUGGGCUAAUUAAUUAUUAAAAUAUACAUGUACUUUA